AUGAGGAAUAUUGGGUUCCACAGUGCUAUUCCGAGACAUCAAAGCAAUCAUGAUGGUUUCCCCGAUUUGCGCAUCCUUGAUCUGUCUCAAAAUAAUUUUACCGGUCAGUUUGCAUUUGAAUUCAUCCUCUCUGGAAAAGCAAUGAGAGGUAUCGAUCUAAACGGGUCGGAGUACCUGUUACAAUAUAGAUUCUUCGUUUAUGAACCCGGACUUGGUGAUAUAGCUAGUUCCAGAUUAGAGUACUCAAUCACGCUGAUGAAUAAAGGUUUGGAGAGAUACUUCCAAAAGAUUCGUGAAGACUUUAUGGCCAUCGAUCUGUCGAGCAAUAGAUUUGAAGGCAAGAUUCCAGAAUUUAUUGGGAACCUAAAGGGGCUUCGCUCACUUAAUGUAUCCAGUAACAUUCUAAGUGGCCGCCUCCCACCAUCCUUGGGAAACUUAACAAAUCUUGAAGCUUUGGACCUUUCACAUAACAACUUCUUGGGUGAGAUCCCUCCAUCACUGUUGCAGCUUUCAUUCCUCCAACAAUUCAGCGUCUCGCACAACAAAUUGCUCACAGGUCGAAUACCGGUUGGAAACCAGUUUAGUACCUUCGGCAUCACUUCAUAUGAGGGAAACCCAGGUUUGUGUGGAUUUCCAUUGCCAAAGAAAUGUUCGCGUUCUGAGGAGGGGCCUGAACAUCCACCUUCAACAGCAGAAGAAGAAGAUGGAGUUGAAUUGGAUUGGAAAUUUGCUGCGGCGGGGUUAGUGAGUGGAUUGGUGGUGGGAGUGGUUCUUGCAGACUUUGUGAUCGCGAGGUUCAGUGAGCGGUUCAUUGAGAUUGUUGCAUUGCUGAUCAGACUGAUGAAAACAUUGAAAAGGAUGAGAAGGCCCAGAAGUUGA
This is a messenger RNA of Rosa chinensis, 879 nucleotides long. RefSeq names its product putative receptor like protein 25. The coding region runs from base 1 to 879 and encodes 292 amino acids. The record is from RefSeq and is a predicted model, not a curated record. NCBI's taxonomy places the organism in Eukaryota, Viridiplantae, Streptophyta, Magnoliopsida, Rosales, Rosaceae. The transcript has a single exon. Gene Ontology annotation, molecular function: protein binding.